CUGUAGACAAGUGCAGACACAGAAGAAACCUGCUUGGCACCCCGAGAAAGUGAGAGAAAGUGCGAGAAAAUGGCUGCGAGACUGAGCCACGUGGCUUCGAGGAUCAUGGGCGGCAACGGCGUCGUCGCCCGCUCCGUCUCUUCCUCUCUCCGCCUCCGUUCCGGCAUGGGCCUCCCCGUCGGCAAGCACAUCGUCCCCGACAAGCCUGUGCCUGUGAACGACGAGCUCAUGUGGGACAACGGGACCGCAUUCCCCGAGCCCUGCAUUGAUCGCAUCGCGGACACUGUCGGAAAGUAUGAAGCAUUGGCUUGGCUUUGUGGAGGUUUGAGUUUCUUCGCGUCUUUGGGGCUUUUGGCUGUGUGGAAUGAUAAGGCAUCGAAGAUACCAUUUGCACCGAAAGUAUAUCCGUAUGACAACUUACGGGUGGAGCUUGGUGGUGAACCAUAGGGAGGCUGCAGUUUGUUGAUCUUGAAGCUUCUGUUGUUUCAUGUGUGCUAUACUCUGCCUUUUCUGCGGUUGGUAACUUUCAAUAAUGAUCGAUCAACUGUUCUUUUUCUCUUUCCCAUGAAAGCAAUAUGUUGUUCCGCUGUUGCAUCAGUAGAGAGAUAUGCAGGACUCUGGUUACAUCCUAUGUCUUUUUCAUUCCAUCAAAGUCGAUUGUACGUAUGAGUCAUUUCGGUAGUA
Messenger RNA from Rhodamnia argentea, 684 nucleotides. Its product is annotated as NADH dehydrogenase [ubiquinone] 1 beta subcomplex subunit 8, mitochondrial. The transcript has 4 exons. NCBI's taxonomy places the organism in Eukaryota, Viridiplantae, Streptophyta, Magnoliopsida, Myrtales, Myrtaceae. The record is from RefSeq and is a predicted model, not a curated record. Bases 70 to 447 code for a protein of 125 amino acids.